Molecule: messenger RNA, 3139 nt
Organism: Bufo bufo (common toad)
Lineage: Eukaryota; Metazoa; Chordata; Amphibia; Anura; Bufonidae
Gene: SFMBT2
Product: Scm like with four mbt domains 2
Exons: 24
Coding region: 331-3075 (914 amino acids)
Biological process (GO): regulation of DNA-templated transcription
Cellular component (GO): nucleus
Molecular function (GO): transcription corepressor activity; histone binding
Source: RefSeq, a predicted model, not a curated record
CAGCCUGGAUCUAUCACACGAGAGCUCUCCUGCUCUGGAUUAUUGCUGGCUUCUUCUGGAAUAUUUGGGAUUACCCCGAGGUGAUUACUGCUUUCUGAUCACUGCUGGUGAGGGUUCUGGAAGGAUGGGGCACUGAUUGCCAGCACUGGAGAAUAAGUGGAGAUGGUUCCCUGGAGACCUGCUGUUGUGUAGCUCCUGCACUUGUGGGUGGCAGGAGGAGUUGGCAGCUCUGCCCUGGCUGGUCACAUGUCCUAUGCCACCACUCCUUGCAGCCCAGGAAUAACUUUUCCUAUAAUGAACUAGAAAAAAAAGGAAAGAGAAAUUUUAAUAAUGGAGACCAGGGUGGCAGCAAUACAAGUAAAUCAAGACAAAGCAAAUCUACAUAUGGAAAAAUCUAACAGCCCAAGUAAUGGCAGCCGAGAAUUAUUUGUAUCAGAUGAUGGCUCCAGUUUUGAAGACACAGAUUUCAGUUGGGACGAGUAUCUGGAGGAAUCAGCAUCUGUUGCUGCACCUCACACUUCUUUUAAACAUGUUGAAAUUAGUCUUCAAAGCAGCUUCCAACCAGGAAUGAAACUGGAAGUGGCCAAUAAGAAUAAUCCAGAUACGUAUUGGGUGGCUACUAUUAUUACAACGUGUGGCCAGCUACUGCUCCUAAGAUAUUGUGGCUAUGGGGAAGAUAGAAGAGCUGACUUCUGGUGUGAUGUCAUGACCGCAGACCUACACCCGGUUGGCUGGUGUACACAAAACAACAAAGUCCUCAUGCCACCAGAUGCAACAUUAGGUGCCAUUGUGUUCCAGCGGCAGCAACACUUCCACGUUUCAAAUGCCUCAACAUCUGGAAUAAAAGACAAAUGCACAGACUGGGCUGAGUUCCUCAUUCAUGAUCUGACUGGCUCCAGGACUGCCCCAGCAAAACUUCUAGAGGGACCUCUUCGUGGAAAAGCCCCUGUAGAUCUUAUUACAGCUGAUUCACUCAUAGAGCUGCAAGACUCUCAGAAUCCCUUCCAGUACUGGAUAGUCAGUGUGGUAGAAAAUGUGGGAGGAAGAUUGCGAUUGCGGUAUGUUGGCUUGGAAGAGUCAGAUUCUUGUGAUCAGUGGUUAUUUUACCUGGACUGUAGACUUCGACCUGUUGGUUGGUGCCAAGAAAAUCAAUGCAGAAUGGAACCACCUUUAGAUCUUUGUCCACUCAAGAGUAUGUCUGAAUGGAAAAGCGCUCUUGAAAAAUCUCUGGUAGAUGCAGCAACACGUCCUCUUCCAGUUGAAGUUUUUAAGGAUCAUGCUGACCUCAGGCCCCAUACAUUCACUGUUGGGAUGAAGGUGGAGGCAGUAGACCCAACUGAACCUUCUAAUAUUCGUCCUGCAACUGUCACUAAGGUUUUUAACAACAUAUACUUCCUAGUAACCAUCGAUGAUUUGAGACCAGACGCUAGAAACGUGUCAGUGCUUUGUCAUGUUAAUUCCCUGGGACUUCUGCCGAUACAGUGGUCUCUUAUCAAUGGGGUUAAUCUCACACCUCCAAAAGGCUAUCCAGAGCAGGACUUUGACUGGGCGGAUUACCAGAAACAGUGUGGAGCAGAGGCAGCACCUCAUUCAUCCUUCAAAAACACAUCAAAUUCUCGAGGGUUUACAAAAAACAUGAAACUGGAGGCAGUCAAUCCAAGUAAUCCAUCUGAGAUUUGGGUUGCAUCUGUAACUAAAGUAAAAGGAAGAUUACUUUGGAUUCAUCUUGAAGGUCAGGUGAAGCCAGUUCCGGAGUAUAUUGUUGAUGUGGAGUCCAUGAAUAUUUUCCCUGUUGGAUGGUGUGAAGCAAACUCAUAUCCUCUUAACACACCGCAGAGAGCAGUGGUGAAAAAGAAAAGAAAGAUUGCAGUUGUUCAGCCAGAAAAACAGUUGCCAUCCUCAGUGCCUGUGGAGAAAAUACCUCAUGAUCCUUGUCCGUUCCCUCAGAGUGACAGCUACUCAACAGGGACCACCAAUGGAAAAUAUUGCUGCCCUCAACUGUUCAUCAAUCAUCGCUGCUUUUCAGGACCAUAUUUAAAUAAAGGCAGGAUAGCAGAACUACCUCAAUCGGUGGGUCCUGGGAAAUGUGUGCUUGUUCUAAAAGAGGUCCUCGGUAUGGUAAUUAAUGCUGCCUACAAACCUGGACGGGUCUUACGAGAGUUACAGUUAGUGGAAGACACAUCAUGGAAUUUCCAGGAAGAAACACUUAAAGCCAAAUACAAAGGUAAAACCUACAGGGCGACUGUGAAGAUUGUCCGAACAUCAGAUCAGGUUACAGACUUUUGUCGCAAAGUGUGUGCAAAAUUGGAAUGUUGCUCCAAUUUGUUCAGUCCAUUUCUGGUUACUGACAUAUGUCCAGAAAACUGUUCUAUACAUACGAAAACCAAAUACACUUAUUAUUAUGGAAAGAGGAAAAAGAUUGCAAAGCCUCCUAUUGGGGAACAAGCAGCAGACAAUACCCAGACCAAACCAGCAAGACGCAGAAAAAGGAGAAAAUCUAUUUUUGUACAAAAGAAAAGACGUACAUCAGUGGUUGAUGUUAGCCCAGUUGGCUCUGCUGAGGAGAGUGCAGAAGAUGAUGUUCUUGAAGAUGAUACCGGAAGUGAGGAAACAAGUUCUGAAGUACGUGAUGAUCAUACUGACACUUCCUCUGUUGAAGUUCCUUCUAUACGUCCAAGGAGAGCAGUAACACUGAGAAACAGCAUUGGGUCUGACAGAGCACCUCUAGCAGAGAGGACAAGAAGAGUCCGGAAAACACGUUCUUUUUCUUAUGCUGAAGAGGUCAACACCACAAGUGAGAAAGAUGAUAAAAAGCAAGAGGAAGAGGAGUGUCUGGUCCUUGAAAGUAACCCAUUGGAAUGGACAGUGAUGGAUGUAGUGACAUUUAUUAAGUCUACGGAUUGUGCUCCCUUAGCUAAAAUCUUUCAAGAACAGGACAUCGAUGGACAAGCAUUCUUACUUCUGACUCUUCCCACAGUUCAAGACUGUAUGGAACUAAAACUAGGCCCUGCCAUCAAGCUCUGCCACCAAAUUGAGAGAGUUAAAGUGGCAUUCUAUGCACAAUAUGCCAACUAAACCCUUUGACACGUUUUGCUGUAUCUAAACUAAAUUCAUUGUUAAGGUAAAAAGUGAGUUUACA